AUGACGUCCCUGCGCCGUAUCUCGUACACAGGCACGGAUCAGAACAUCAACAUCAACAGCAACAUCCUCAGUCAUCUCGUCCUACCUCACCUCACUCUGCAGCCACAUGCAUCGCUAAGCGCUCUGCUCACCCUCAACCUGACACAGCAGCACAGCUCCCCCAAACAAAUUUACACCUGCGUGUCCCUCGCAUGA
Messenger RNA from Parastagonospora nodorum SN15, 195 nucleotides. RefSeq lists its product as hypothetical. Lineage: Eukaryota; Fungi; Ascomycota; Dothideomycetes; Pleosporales; Phaeosphaeriaceae. The record is from RefSeq and is a predicted model, not a curated record. Bases 1 to 195 code for a protein of 64 amino acids. The transcript has 2 exons.